AUGGAUGACAUUGACGCUAUGUUCAGUGACCUCCUGGGGGAGAUGGACCUCCUAACACAGAGCCUUGGAGUUGACUCUUUACCCCCCGAGGCACCUCCCACUUCACAAAAAGAAACACCACCAAUGAAUUUCUCUGCUGGUUUUACAGAUUUGAAUGCGGAAACUUUGCAUGAGCUGGAGGAUAAUGAUUUGGAUGCACUGAUGGCUGACCUGGUAGCAGACCUGAGUGCAACUGAGCAGAAGAUGGCUGCAGAGAGAGAGGGAGUGAAAACACCCCAUUCUGUUCCCCCUCUUGCCCCAGCUGCCUUGCCAACACCUCAGCUUCAGAGUGACCUUAGCCAGCCCAGUCCCUCCAGCAGCAGCACCACGAGUUCCAGCAGUCAUUCAAGCUCAAUCUCUCCCCCUCCACCUCCUCAGAGUACCAAGCCAUCAAAGGAGGAAAUAGAAGCACAGAUCAAAGCAGAUAAAAUCAAGCUUGCAUUGGAGAAGCUGAAAGAGGCCAAAGUGAAAAAGUUGGUUGUAAAAGUGGAGAUGACUGACGGUAGCUCAAAGACACUGAUGGUGGAUGAAAGGCAAGAGGUGAGAGAUGUUUUGGAUAACCUGUUUGAGAAGACCCACUGUGACUGCAAUGUGAACUGGUGCCUUUAUGAGACCAACCCUGAACUGCAAACCGAGAGAGGCUUUGAAGACCAUGAAAAUCUGGUGGAACCUCUGUCUGCAUGGACACGAGACAGUGAAAACAAAGUACUUUUUCAGGAGCGAGAGGACAAAUACGAAGUCUUCAAAAACCCUCAGAACUUUUAUCUAUGGAAAAAGGAUAAGAAAUCACUCAUGGACACGAAGGAAAAAGACAAGGAGUUGCUUCUGGAGGAGAACUUCUGUGGGACCUCCAUCAUUGUACCUGACCUCGAGGGGGUUCUGCAUCUGAAAGAGGAUGGGAAGAAGUCCUGGAAACCACGCUUCUUCCUGCUGAGGGCUUCUGGAAUGUAUUAUGUACCCAAAGGGAAGACAAAGACAUCGCGGGACUUGGUGUGUCUGGUGCAAUUUGACAAUGUGAACGUCUACUAUGGAAAAGAGUACAAGCAGAAAUAUAAAGCCCCUACUGACUUCUGCUUCAUUCUCAAGCACCCUCAGAUCCAGAAAGAGUCUCAGUAUAUAAAGUACCUGUGUUGUGAAGAUGCCUGGACUUUGACUCUGUGGGUGACAGGGAUUCGCAUUGCAAAGUAUGGAAAACUUUUAUAUGAUAACUACAAGACUGCGCAGAAGAAAGCCUCAGGAUCCUCGAUUUGGACGAACCGGAAUAUUUCCAGUCAACCCACCCCCUCUGCUACUCCUAAAGCCAAAGCUGCCAAUGGGCAUGCUCCACAGCCUCCUGCAGAAUCUUUGCCCAAGGUCCAGGGCAACCAGGCUCAACUGCCACCACCACCGCCGUCACUUCUGAAUGACAGCUUACCACCUCCGCCCCCAGACCCUGAGUUACCUCCCCCUCCACCUAUGCCUCCAAUGACUGGAAAGAGCGCCACAAUGUCAUCCUCUGGCUUCCCAGGGAAUUUCCCUCCACCUCCCAUGGAUGACCUCCCACCUCCUCCUCCAGAUGAUGAGACCGAACUGCCACCAGACUUUCUGCCCCCACCCCCUCCAGUCAUGGGAGGUUCUGGCAAUUUUGGAGCCACUUUACCUCCUCCUCCACCAGACCCUCAAUACAGUGCUAGAACAUCCACGACUGACUCUCUACCUCCACCUCCACCAUCUCCAUAUGCAGCUGGUGGUGUGCCUCCACCACCUGCUCCUCCUCCCCCACCUCCCCCAUCUGCUCCAGCAGUGCGUCCUACCCCUUCUGUGAAGAAAUCUGCACCACCACCACCAAAGAGAACUACACCUGUGCAAUCAGCACCAUCUGGUGGGGAUUUCAUGUCAGAACUGAUGUCGGCCAUGCAGAAAAAACGCAGUGAUCAAUAAAUGUGAUUCAGCAUGGAAAACUGGAAAACCUGUGCUGCCACAAACUGUCACAAUGAACUCAAAUUUCAUUACUAAAUCCUUUCUAUACUAAAUCCUUAAAAGACGAUAUCUCAAAGCGGAG
Messenger RNA from Chanos chanos (milkfish), 2080 nucleotides. It is a transcript of the gene apbb1ip, whose product is annotated as amyloid beta (A4) precursor protein-binding, family B, member 1 interacting protein. Lineage: Eukaryota; Metazoa; Chordata; Actinopteri; Gonorynchiformes; Chanidae. Gene Ontology annotation, biological process: signal transduction. Gene Ontology annotation, cellular component: cytosol; plasma membrane. Bases 1 to 1959 code for a protein of 652 amino acids. The transcript has 13 exons. The record is from RefSeq and is a predicted model, not a curated record.